This is a messenger RNA of Beta vulgaris subsp. vulgaris (sugar beet), 1401 nucleotides long. Its product is annotated as coniferyl alcohol acyltransferase-like. Gene Ontology annotation, molecular function: acyltransferase activity, transferring groups other than amino-acyl groups. Bases 1 to 1401 code for a protein of 466 amino acids. The record is from RefSeq and is a predicted model, not a curated record. The transcript has 2 exons. NCBI's taxonomy places the organism in Eukaryota, Viridiplantae, Streptophyta, Magnoliopsida, Caryophyllales, Amaranthaceae.
AUGGUGGCCACAAAAGAAUUCCAAGUAAGGGUCAAAAAGAGGGAGAGAGUGGUGCCAAUGCACCCAAUAGUGCAGCAUAAUUUACCACUCUCCAACUUAGACUUGCUAUUGCCUCCUAAAGAUGUGGGUGUCUUUUUAUGCUAUAAAAGGCCAAGUUAUAGUUACCGAUUUUGGUCAUUUGAGCUAAUGGUUAGCACUCUGAAAACAGCCUUGGCUCAAGCUUUGGUUCAUUUUUACGUGUUUUCCGGUGACGUCGUUCGCAAUUCUAAGGGUGAAGCCGAGAUCUUGUGCAACAACCAAGGAGUUGAGUUCGUUGAAGCUUACGCUAACAUUGAGCUAUGUGAGCUCAACCUUCAUAAUCCGGAUGAGAGCGUUGAGGGCAAGUUGUUGCUUCCCAAGCAAAGUAGGGUGCUCUCUGUACAGGCUACAGAGCUGAAAUGCGGAGGAAUAGUAGUUGGCUGCACAUUUGACCAUCGAAUUGCAGAUGCAUACUCAGGCAACAUGUUCUUAGUAUCAUGGGCUGAGCUAGCAAACUCAAAACCACUUACAAUGAUGCCCUCUUUUACAAAAUCUUUCCUCAAUCCUCGACUCCCUUCUUCUUAUGAUCCCUCAUUGAAUGAUAUGUACAUCCCUAUUUCAACCUUAUUACCUCCUAGAGAAAACAAUAAUGAAACUCCACCAUGUCGAAACGAUCCCCUUCUAAGCCGCAUAUAUCAUGUCAAUGCUAAGGAAAUAAGUCAUCUCCAGUCUCAAACAAAUGGGACUAAACUCGAAUCUUUCAGCGCGUUCAUGUGGAAGUUGAUCUCGAAGCAUGCUAGCAUAUCACAAAAUGAGCCAAAAGUCGCAAGUUCGAUAACAUGUAAAAUGGGCAUUGUGGUAGAUGGUAGGACAAGACUUGUUAUCAAUAAAGGAGAUAAUAACAGCAUGCACAAAAAGGAAAUAAUUGGUUGUUAUUUCGGAAAUGUUCUUUCAGUUCCUUUUGGAGAGAAAAAACUAAGUGAUUUAAUUGAAAAGCCGUUGAAUUUAAUAGCACAAGACGUGCACGAGUUUUUAAGAAAGGUAAAGAGUGACGAGCAUUUUCGAGACUUGAUCGACUGGGUGGAAGUCCAUCGUCCUAAGUUAUGUCUAGCAAAGAUUUAUAGUAAUGGGAGGGAUGACGGACCGGCGUUCGUAGUGUCGUCUGGGCAGCGAUUUCCGGUGUCGAAGGUUGAUUUUGGUUGGGGUAAACCAAUAUUUGGAUCAUAUCAUUUUCCAUGGGGUGGAAAUGCAGGGUAUGUUAUGCCAAUGCCUAGUAGCAAAGGAAAUGGUGAUUGGAUUGUAUACAUGCACCUUACACAAGGGCAAUUGGAAUUCAUUGAAAAGGAAGCUAGUCAUGUAUUCAAACGUUUCAAGCUCUUCUAA